AUGCGUCCUAUGGCUGCUUCGGCUUUGGGCGCGGCCCCUGGCCGGCUUUUCCGACGGCAGUCUCAGCCGACGUUUGCGACCCUGACUAACAAACAGGUGUUGCCCGAGUUCAGCCUCAAGGACAAGGUGGUCGUGGUGUCGGGUGCUGCCCGCGGUCUGGGUCUGGUGCAGGCCGAGGCGAUCCUGGAAGCCGGUGCACAUGUCCAUGCCCUCGACCGCCUGCCUGAGCCGUCACCCGACUUUGCGCGCGUGGCCGAGAAGGCCAAGAGCCUUGGCUCGUCGCUGACCUACCACCGUGUGGACGUGCGCGAGGAGGAGAAGCUCAACGACCUGAUCAAGGGCAUUGCCGACCAGCACGGCCACCUGGACGGUCUGGUGGCGGCGGCAGGCAUCCAGCAGGAGACACCGGCGCUGGAGUACACGGGCGCAGACGUGGACAAGAUGAUGGCAACCAACGUGACGGGCGUGUUCCUGACGGCACAGGCGGUGGCGCGGCAGAUGGUGCGGCUGGGCCAGAAGAAGGGCAGCCUGGCGCUGAUUGCAAGCAUGAGCGGCACGGUGGCGAACCGGGGCCUGAUCUGCCCGGCGUACAACGCGUCCAAGGCGGCAGUGAUCCAGCUGGGCCGCAACCUGGCGUCGGAGUGGGGCGAGUACGGCAUCCGGGUGAACACCAUCUCGCCGGGCUACAUUGUGACGGCCAUGACGGAGGCGCUGUUUGACAAGUACCCAGAGCGGCGGUCGGACUGGGCCAACGGCAACAUGCUAGGGCGUCUCAGCACGCCGGACGAGUACCGGGGCGCGGCGGUUUUCCUGCUGAGCGAUGCCAGCAGCUUCAUGACGGGCAGCGAUCUGCGCAUCGAUGGUGGCCACUGUGCGUGGUAG
Messenger RNA from Sporothrix brasiliensis 5110, 882 nucleotides. Its product is annotated as short chain dehydrogenase. Gene Ontology annotation, molecular function: oxidoreductase activity, acting on NAD(P)H, oxygen as acceptor. Gene Ontology annotation, cellular component: intracellular anatomical structure. The record is from RefSeq and is a predicted model, not a curated record. The transcript has 2 exons. Lineage: Eukaryota; Fungi; Ascomycota; Sordariomycetes; Ophiostomatales; Ophiostomataceae. The coding region runs from base 1 to 882 and encodes 293 amino acids.